Wickerhamiella sorbophila is the source of this 500-nucleotide messenger RNA. Its product is annotated as 60S ribosomal protein L22. Gene Ontology annotation, molecular function: RNA binding; structural constituent of ribosome. NCBI's taxonomy places the organism in Eukaryota, Fungi, Ascomycota, Dipodascomycetes, Dipodascales, Trichomonascaceae. The transcript has 2 exons. Gene Ontology annotation, cellular component: ribosome. Gene Ontology annotation, biological process: cytoplasmic translation. The record is from RefSeq and is a predicted model, not a curated record. The coding region runs from base 21 to 413 and encodes 130 amino acids.
GGUAGAGUGUCAACUUACCAAUGGCUCCAGUGAAAUCUAAGAAGGCUUCCAAGCAGGCCAAGAAGAUCGUCCUUGACGCUACCAACGCUAACGCUGAGACUCAGAUUUUCGAUGUCGAGGCUUUCGUCAAGUACCUCAAGGAGCACAUCAAGGUCGAGGGCCGCACCGGUCAGCUCGAGGACAAGGUCACUGUUGCCUCCUCCGGCAACAAGGUCACCGUCACCUCUACCGUCAAGUUCUCUGGUAAGUACGCCAAGUACUUGACCAAGCGUUUCCUCAAGAAGAACGAGCUCCGUGACUGGCUCCGUGUUGUCGCCACCACCCGUGGUGUCUACGAGAUCCGCUUCUUCAACCUCUCCGCCGAUGAGGAGGAAGAGGAAGAGGAGGAAGAGGACGAGGAGGACGAGGAGUAAAUGUAGCCUAGUUUCAUUGUUUAAUUCACCUACUUUUAAAGAUGCCGGUAAACCCGUAUCAUGUAUCGCAUAUUUUCCAGUUUGUAC